Molecule: messenger RNA, 489 nt
Organism: Bacidia gigantensis
Lineage: Eukaryota; Fungi; Ascomycota; Lecanoromycetes; Lecanorales; Ramalinaceae
Exons: 1
Coding region: 1-489 (162 amino acids)
Cellular component (GO): membrane
Source: RefSeq, a predicted model, not a curated record
AUGUCGGCUCUCUCCUCCUCCCCAACGAAUUACUCCAUCUACGCCAUCCCCGCCUUCUAUGUCCUCGUUCUUCUCCCACAAGCCCUUGGCACCUUCGCCAUCUUACGUGCCAACAACUACAACUUCGACAACGCGAACCCGCGCGGCCAGAACUUCCAAUCUUCGCUUCGCAAGUCGCUCCCAAAGUCAACCCUCGCUUUCUAUGAGCGCGCGAACGCCGCCCACAAUAACGGCUGGGAGAAUUUCAUCCUUUUCACGGCAGCCGUGAUUUGUGGCAACUUGGCGCGACUAGAUGUGGGAACCUUGAAUGGGGCGGCAGGGGCUUUCCUUGCGCUUAGAACAUUAUACGUGGGUGUUUAUUUAGGAGUGGAGCGUCGGAAACUCGCGUGGUCGAGAACCGGGAUCUGGGCGGCGGGUGCGGGAUGUUGUUUGUAUCUGCUGGCGGAGGCGGGAAGAGUCGUGGCCAGCGGUGGGCCCCUGGCGGUAUGA